GCUGCAGAUAUGUCAGGUCGUGGUAAAGGCGGCAAGGGUCUGGGCAAAGGAGGCGCAAAGCGCCACCGUAAGGUGCUGCGGGACAACAUCCAGGGCAUCACCAAGCCCGCCAUCCGGCGCCUGGCCAGACGCGGCGGCGUCAAGCGCAUCUCCGGCCUCAUCUACGAGGAGACCCGCGGGGUGCUCAAGGUCUUCCUAGAGAACGUCAUCCGGGACGCGGUCACCUACACCGAGCACGCCAAGCGCAAGACGGUCACCGCCAUGGACGUGGUCUACGCGCUCAAGCGUCAGGGUCGCACUCUUUACGUGCUAAGUAGUUGGCUCUGCUUCACAAUGGCUCGCACAAAGCAGACAGCUCGCAAGUCCACCGGCGGUAAGGCGCCCCGCAAGCAGCUGGCCACCAAGGCGGCUCGCAAGAGCGCGCCGGCCACGGGCGGCGUGAAGAAGCCCCACCGCUACCGGCCCGGCACGGUGGCCCUGCGCGAGAUCCGCCGCUACCAGAAGUCCACCGAGCUGCUGAUCCGCAAGCUGCCCUUCCAGCGCCUGGUGCGCGAGAUCGCGCAGGACUUCAAGACCGACCUGCGCUUCCAGAGCUCGGCCGUGAUGGCGCUGCAGGAGGCGUGCGAGGCCUACCUGGUGGGGCUCUUC
Molecule: messenger RNA, 648 nt
Organism: Equus quagga
Lineage: Eukaryota; Metazoa; Chordata; Mammalia; Perissodactyla; Equidae
Product: histone H3-like centromeric protein CSE4
Exons: 2
Cellular component (GO): nucleosome
Molecular function (GO): DNA binding; protein heterodimerization activity; structural constituent of chromatin
Source: RefSeq, a predicted model, not a curated record